This is a messenger RNA of Diatraea saccharalis (sugarcane borer), 939 nucleotides long. The record is from the annotation of a GenBank genome assembly. Lineage: Eukaryota; Metazoa; Arthropoda; Insecta; Lepidoptera; Crambidae.
AUGGUUAAUUGUGGGGCUUGCGGUAAGUUCCUCUCGUCGUCGGGUGGCGCUGCCUGCUCGGUGUGUCUGUUAAAAUUCCAUAAAGCCUGUUUAAACAUCCCUGAAAAGGCUACUAUCAGCAAGGAAUGGGCAUGUCUCGGUUGUAAAAAGAGCAGUCGAAAAGGAGAUAAUACGCCAGUUAAGAGUAUUUGUGAUUCUCCGCCUGGGUCUAAUGUAUCAGCUGAGAAUCAUGGUAAUGCGAGUAUGGAUGAGAGUAGGUACCGUGAACUCACUGAUUUUAUGGGAGAGAUGCGCGAGUUUCGGAGAGAAAUGAGAGAGCUACGUGAAUCUUUGAUGGCCCGACUGAAUUCUGUGGAAAUAAGGUUGGAUGCACUAGAGCAACAAAAGCUGGAUACCGGGGCCGGCGGGGCUGAUGAAUUGAGGUGUACAAUUGAACAUUUGAAGCAAGACUUGAACGAUCGCGAACAAGAGGCAUUAUUAUCUGAUCUUGAUAUCGGUCAAAUGUCGGAGGAGAAAGGGGUUUCCGUCACGCAGUCCGUCGUCGUUUUGGCCUCGCGGUUGGGUGUCUCCAUCGAGGAGCGUGACAUAGUAUUCGCGGAGCGUGUGGGGCCGCCACCGGCAGAGGCGAGCGGGCGGCCGCGACGCGUUAUUGUGCGUCUGUCUCGCCGCCAUCUCCGUGACGAGCUGCUGCAUGCUGCGCGGGUGCGACGCAACUUCACUGGCACCGCGGGCGGCCGGAUAUACCUCAAUGAGCGGUUAACUCGCUCCAACCGCCAACUCUUCCAAAGGGUCCGUGAGGAGUGUCGCAAGCAGCAAUGGAGAUACUCUUGGACGAAGCGUGGUCGCAUUUACGCUAGGAAGGGGGACGGUUCUCAAGUCUACCAGUUUCGCUCCGUGACGGAUCUGGAAAGGGUAUUUUGUGUAUCUCAAAAGGCAUGA